Messenger RNA from Bactrocera neohumeralis, 5504 nucleotides. Its product is annotated as CUE domain-containing protein 2. The coding region runs from base 481 to 1386 and encodes 301 amino acids. The transcript is spliced from 4 exons. NCBI's taxonomy places the organism in Eukaryota, Metazoa, Arthropoda, Insecta, Diptera, Tephritidae. The record is from RefSeq and is a predicted model, not a curated record.
UUUAUUAUCGAUUGUGUUUGGUCGUGUAAAGUGCAUAGAAAACGAAAUUAAUUCAUAAAAUUAUCCGGAAGCAGUUAUAAAUAUUUAAACAAGCUUUUUUGUUUUUCUUGUGCAUUUGGGUUAAUUUUGAUAUAAAGUUAAAACCUAAGUACUGAAGUUGAAUUGUAAUACCAAAAAAAGUGGACUAAACAGCGGCGAUAAUUUAGAAUGGUGAGAAUAUCCAAGCAAGGUAUACCAGCGGAAAGGCAAAGAGACCAAAAACGCAUAUAAAAAAAAAACAAAGCAAAAAGGAAAGGGACUUUUCAGGCGUCGUCGUCGUCGUUUUCUUGGUAUACAGAUUUGUAUUGCAAGCGGUACAACAACUUUGAAUACAUUACAAACAUUUUGGAUUUGAAAAUUUUUAUUACACUGAUACAUAUAAUACAGAAGUAAAUUGAAUUGUGCACAAGCUUUCCCACAAUCUAAAUUAAAAAUUUCACAAUGACCAACAUGGAGAAGCAACAUGAAAUGGUAAAACGCAGUCUGGUGCAAUUCAUUAGUGCCCACAUUCCAGGUGCAGAUUUUAGUGUAGUGGACGAAAUAGUUUUGCAGUAUAUUAUUUCCAUUUUGGAGGAAGCUUCACAAGAUCCAUGUUUCGAUGUUGAAGAUUUCGUCGAAAUGAUGGGCGCUUAUUUUGCCGAGUUUUCCUCAAUUGACCAGGGUAUUAUUUGCGAAUGGAUAUAUAAAUUGGCAAAUGAAUUGAACGAAAUGGAAAAGAAUCAAGGAAAUCAAAGUUCUACAAAUUUAUCCUUGAAUUCUUUGAGUCUUUCUGAUAUUAUACCCGAAUCAAAGUUACGUGCACGUAAUGCUUCCAUUUCUGAAAAGGAUGAACACGCCAUAAAUGGCAGCUGCGCAGGUGGGGCCGGGCCCAAGCGCGCACAGCAUUUAUCAGAAACUAGUGAUGGUGGUUCUACUGAUAGCUCAACUUGCGAUUAUUAUUUGGAUGAAGCCGAGGUUUUGCAAGAAAUGUUUCCAGACACAGCCUAUGUAGAGGUAAAACAUUGCAUUGCUAUAGCUAAAGGGGAUAUUGACAGCGCAACACAAAUUCUAUUGCACCGCCAAGAGACUGGCCAAAGUUUGACCGACAAAUCCAUUACAAUUACUGGACGUAAAAAUAUUGUUGUAGAUGAUGCCGAACUAAAAAAUCGUAUUAUUGAGAGAUACUCAUACGUUGAUAAAAAUGCAACUCAGCGUGAAUACAAGCCAAUGGUACCGAAAUUCGAACCAAAGAAAUUGGUUCGCUAUAGAGAUAACAAGAUUGUUUCAUUGAAAGGCGAACGUUAUACUGAAGUUAAGCGCGACGAGGAAGCUGAGUUAAAAAAACCCAAAAAGCAACUUCAACCGUAACUAAAGUUGUUGAAAUCCUGCUAUAAAUAUUUUAUAAAAAAGUUAAAACUGCUAAAACAAGAACGAAAGCAACCACUUGACGAAUAUAACAAGCAACCGCUUCAACAUUUAAAUCACCAUUUGAUAUUUAAAAAUUUGAAACAAAUUAUCACUACUAUAUCACUGAUAAUUGCACAUAAAAACGAACCCACACUACCAAUAACACUCAAACAAUUGCAUACGCUAAAAGGAACUAAACUAUUGGUUGAGAUACUUGAAAUCUCAACGACGAUUCAUGAAAACCAACAAGUUACAAAUUUUGCUGUUACAGCAACAAUUCUAAUAUUGAAGUCAUUAAUCUGCAAAAUUACAUUGCUCCCUAAGCGAUUUGUAAUUUUCAAAGCGCUCGAAUACCAAUGUAAAACUAAUUCCAAUUCCGUAUUCCCAAGCGCUUAUAAUACGACAGCGAAGUGCAUUUCUAAUUUAGACUCUAGAUGUGAAACUUUUGUGAUUUCCAAUACUAUUACUAGGAUAAUUGAAUAUUUAUUGUACACAAAAUCUCACGGCCAUACGAAUUUUGUGUAUCGCUGCAGCUAUUUAUCCAAUAUUUUACAGCGUAAAAGUCAAAAUAGUUAUAUUAUAUUUAUUUGUAAUAUUACGUUUAUUUUUUAUUUAAUUUUUAUUUUAUUUAUUGAAUUAGCGUGGAACGCUUUACAAAUAUCCUAUAAUUAUUUAGUAAUAUUUAUUGUUUUUGGUAAGCUACAACAAGAACAUAAAAUUAGUGGUAAUUUAAAAUUUUUAUGAGUUAAUAUUUUGUUUCGAGAAAUAAGUUGAUUUUACAACUGUCGAUAUUUGCUACUACUAUUUAAUAGGAAAUUAUGACAACGUCGGUACGCUGAUGGUUUUGCAUGGAGCUAGCAUUGUGAUAAAUGCAUAAGCGAAAAAGAGCAAACCAUCCGCAACAAAACUAUAUGUAUGUACAAGUAUAUGUAAAGCUCGAGUCUGCUAAACGAAAUUUAUAAAUUUAUUUCAUACGCCUGUGGUGCCUAAGUUCAAUUAAAUUCCGGCUCUUAAGUGCAAUAGCGUGCUGCUAUUGUGUAUAAGUUACAAAAUAUAUGAUUUAAUUAAAAAUGGUAAAAAAAACAAAUUAUAACAUAUAUGUAUUAACAAUUUAUUGUUAGCAGUUCACGAAUUUCGAAUUAACUUUUCGCUAGUUAUUGUCUGAAGCCAACAAUUAAUUUCUUUUGCUUUGCACUAAUCGGUUGAAGCAGCACUUACAUACAUAUGUAGAUAGAAAAUACGACCGAUAGACAUGUCUUUAAGACGCACGAGCUCAAAUAGACUUAUGAAUUUACCUAUAGCUAUGUUUAUAAUGCAAAUAUAGUAAUUUUUCAAGAUGAUGUUUUAUACUGUAUUUUAAUGUGUAAUUGAAUUGAAUGAUCGAAGUGUUAACAAAAUAUGGAUGAAAGUGCGAAGUGCGAAAAGAGUUAAAAUACGAACGAUUUUGAAAAAGACAUGCCAUACAUACAUAUACAUUAAUUAACAUUCGUAAAUCUACGCUUAAACUCGGUUUUUUUUUAAUUUAUUUUAUUGUUAUUUUUUUCUAUGUUAUUGCAAUAGAAUUUUAACUUUUCAUAUAGAAGUUAUUACUUUUUUAAAGGCACAUGCUAAAUAACACAUAAAAAGCGUUAUUUUUUAAGUUAAUACAGUGGACAUUUUCAAAAGUUAUUCAAAAUUGGAUAUGCCAUUUAGAGCCUUUCUGAAUUCUAACCUAUACAUGUAAAUUGAACUGAAUUGUUUGAUUUGCACUUAUUUUACUUUAUACAGCUAAUAGAACAAAACAGAACCUUAUUACCGAAAGCUAAAACUCAGCUAUUGAAGCAAAAGUUGCCAAAAAGUUGAAAUAAAAAGGAAAUAAAUAGAGUAAUCAAUAAAUCCUAAUAAUACUAGUCUCACAUCUAGAUGUACAUAAAUGAAUGCGAUUUGCCAUUUUUGCUGGAUGAAUAAAUGUAUGAAUACGCUAAAUUGGGAGCACAUUGGUUUUACGACACCGUAUUUGCUACCAUAAUACAAAAAAAAAAAAAGAAAAAAACACUCACAUAAACACACAGAAAACAGCAAUACACAAGAAUGUGUUUUGCAGUGCAAACGCAACUGCAUUUUGCAAGCGUUAUACGAAAAUUUAAACUCACUAAAAUUAAAAACAAAAAAAAAGUUGUAACUUAGUGUGCUUCAAUGUAAUUCCUAGUAAGCUACAUAAAAUGCGAACUUACCUACAUACAUACAAUACAUACAUACAUAUUACAUGUUUAACUAAAAUUCAAGUCAAGAAAAGUAGUGAAAUGAUCAUAAAAAGUCCUAACUUAAGCAUAUUAAAGUGUAUUAGAAAGAAAAAGAAAAAAGCGUUUAAACUUGCUGCUGUUGAUUAUAUAACACAGUUUGCACAAGUUAUUUAUCCCUUUCUUUGAUUACAACUUACCUUUUGAUUGUUGAAAAUGAAAUUUAAAAACAUGUUAAUUUCGAUUUAUGUUUUAUAUAAAUCAAUUAUUUUCAAAAUAUAUUUAAAAAUAAGUUAUAUUGCCGCAAAUAUUUACAAUAUAUUUUAGAUUAGUUUCAUUAUACAUUAAAAUAUAAACUAAUUUUUUUUUGAGUUACGGGGUUACGGGGUUAGGUGUGGUCAGAGACAUGCAAAAAUUACAGUUUAUUAUAUAUAUUUUUUGUUUUUUAUAAAAGUAAAAACAUAGCAUUUGGUUUAUAAAAAAAAAUCUUCGAUCAGCCAUUAGUUUUUAUGUUUUGAAAAAGCCGUAUAAUUAUAUUUCACUGUAAUUUAUUUAGCGGUUUUCGAGCUACAGUGCUCACCAGUUAAAAAAACAUAGUUUUGAAAUAAAAGUUUAAAGUUUUACACAAACUUUCCAGAGCGGCCGAAAAACCUUUGAAAAUGAUCGAAUAAUUCGAAAAAAUAUUUAUCUUCAGAUUUUCAGAUCAUAUUUCUAAGCUAUUUACGGGUUUCAUAUAGUCUCACAAAGUUGUAAGUUAUGACGAACCGAAAACAUUGUGUUGCGAAUUUUAAUUAAACUCAUUUUUGUAUGUAAUCCAACAACAAUUUUUUUAAAGAAGUGUAAAAAUUUAUGAUUUUAUGAUUUAACGAUGCGUUAUGACUACUAAGUUGUGAGUCCCCUCAUUAUACUUUAAGAUAAUGCAAAAUAAUCAAUUUGUUUUUGAAAAUUCUGACUACCCCUAACUCCUUAUAGACACGAAAUACUGUGAAUUGUAUGCAAUUUACUAAAUCUGAAUAGUAAAUCGAUUUUUUUGUUUAUAGUUUCUUGCUUAAAUUGUCAGACGGCAAAUACAGUUAAAAUAAUUUGAUAGCAAUAUUUAAUAAGUAUAUAAAUAUUAAUAUACAUAUGUAUGUUUUUUCACAUAUUGCAUCACAUAUUUAUAUUUAUAAAUUAUUAUUAUUACUAUGAUUAUAAAUUGAAAUUAAAAAUAGUUACCUAAAUUUAAACAGCCGCAAAAACCGCAAGUACUUUGUUAUAUAACUCGCUGACAUAUUAUUUAUUCCAUUCAUAUAAAAAUUUGCAUUUUUAGUUUAGAUAUUAAAUAAGUUUGUAGUUUAGUUUUUAAAUUUUAUUUUAAUUAUCUUAUUAAUUUUAUUUCAUUGUAACCUGAAACAAAGUCGUUGAUGGCUUGAUGCCUUAAUUUUACAUAUAUUCUUAUUAAAAUGCAAAUGAAAAAUAGCUCUAACUUUGUACACUUUGCGGUCGUAAUUGCCACUCCAUGAAUUCGCAAUUAAUCAACUCACACAUACUGAUAUUAUAAUUCGAAUUACACACAUAAUAUUUACAUAUAUUUUAAAUAAUAUUUAUUUUAACCGUGCACAAUUAGAUAUCUAAUUAAAUGAAUUAUUAUUUUAUAAAAGAAAAACUUACCGAUCCAAACAGGCUUAGAUCGCCUAAUUAUAAUUUAAUUCUUAUGCAAUGCUCUUGCCUAAAUUCACCAAACUGAAUUGUGUUAACACUUUCUUUUCUUUUUGUUCAUGUUUAUGUUUAAUAAGUUUCUUUAUAUUUAUUGUGAUAUUAGUAUAAUUUCAUCACAAUUGAAAAUUAAUACGCUAUAACCUAAAACAGAUAUUAAAAGAA